GACUGGGACAGUUGGUCUAAUGUAAAGUAUAAUGAUAAGUACCUCUGUAAGAGUCCAUGCACAGAAGACAAACACGUCAUCAUCAAAGCAGCAUUUAGAAAGUAUAUUCAUAAGGGUCGAAUACAGUUGUUUAACAUUGCAGAAGGUUUAUUUGUGACCUUCACUAAUCUCCAAAAAUCAGACUCUGGUAUAUAUUAUUGUGGAGCUGAGGAGAUUGGCCUUGAUUCAUUCAUAGAGGUGAAUCUUAAAGUUACAGAUGCCGAGUCUUCUGGUCCCAAGACAACGGCAAAAACAAUCAUCAUUCACUCAACGCAGUCAUUUGCUGUUACAAACAGCUUGACUAUGUCUUCAGACGGCUCAGAUGUUAUUACUGAUACGCCUGUGCCGUACACCAUCCAUUCUACUAUGACUACUACAUCAGCAACACAAGGAGCUGGAAGUGUGCCGUAUUUGAUUACUGGUGUUAUUGUUAUACCGACCUCACUGAUGGUCCUACUGAUGCUCAUGAGGAAAAUGAGGAGGAAACAUCUGAGAGCAGAAGAAGACAUACAAGAGAACCCUGCAGAUCCCGAUGGAGUCUACCAAUCGCUCCACCCAUUGACAAUGGAUGAAGAACAAGUCUACAGCACUCUCGAAACCACCAGGAGGGUACAUCACUCCACACAGCUUUGUUAUAACUUUAAAUGA
This is a messenger RNA of Acanthopagrus latus (yellowfin seabream), 687 nucleotides long. RefSeq lists its product as uncharacterized. The transcript is spliced from 5 exons. Lineage: Eukaryota; Metazoa; Chordata; Actinopteri; Spariformes; Sparidae. The record is from RefSeq and is a predicted model, not a curated record. The annotation marks the transcript as partial.